AAGCCUAAUUAAAUUAAAGAAAAAAACCAAAGCAAGGGGCGGCGGCAAAUGGGUUGGUAGCCUUUGUUUUCUGUCAUUAGUGAUUAGGGCAUCUUUCUUUUCUCUGAUCGUAUCGCCCCCCUUAAAUAUUACUGUUACUAUUACAAUCUCACACACCUCCAUUCUAACCAAAACUCCUCUCUCUCUCUCUCUCUCUCUCCCUCUAGUUUACAAAUCAAGGAGAAGAAAAUGGCAACCGCAAGACUUCCGACAAUUUGCAUGUUCGGAAACGCCCCACAAACCCGAACCAAAACCAGUUUCCUAAAAAGCCCGUCUUCAUUGGGCUCUUUAAAGAGCGCAACAAAAGCAUUGGGCUUGAAAUCGAAGCCCGAUUUUCGAGCAUGUGCAAUGGCAUGUUACAAGGUGAAAUUGGUGGGGCCCGAUGGAACCGAGACAGAGUUCGACGCACCGGACGAUGCAUACAUUCUCGACUCGGCCGAAGAAGCCGGGCUCGAGCUGCCCUACUCGUGCAGGGCAGGUGCUUGCUCCACUUGUGCAGGCAAGAUUAUCACGGGUGAGGUGGACCAAUCGGAUGGCUCGUUUCUCGAUGACAACCAAAUGAAGGAAGGGUACUUGCUUACAUGCGUUUCUUACCCUACUUCGGAUUGUGUGAUUCACACACACAAGGAAACCGAUCUUUAUUGAGCAAAUUGUGUUAUUUUUAGGAAAAUCGACUCCCCCCGUUGAAUGUGUUCGUCUUGUGUUAGAAGGUUGUGUUUGUCUUGAGAGUUGAGGAAAGACCACAAUUCAGUGUGAUCUUUUUUUAUUUGCAAAUUUGCCUAUAUGACUACAUAUUUAUUUUAUGCUAUGCGGGGUUUGCUUUGGGU
Molecule: messenger RNA, 866 nt
Organism: Erythranthe guttata (spotted monkey flower)
Lineage: Eukaryota; Viridiplantae; Streptophyta; Magnoliopsida; Lamiales; Phrymaceae
Source: RefSeq, a predicted model, not a curated record